Molecule: messenger RNA, 4799 nt
Organism: Syngnathus typhle (broad-nosed pipefish)
Lineage: Eukaryota; Metazoa; Chordata; Actinopteri; Syngnathiformes; Syngnathidae
Gene: zcchc17
Product: zinc finger, CCHC domain containing 17
Exons: 7
Coding region: 193-936 (247 amino acids)
Biological process (GO): RNA stabilization
Molecular function (GO): zinc ion binding; RNA binding
Source: RefSeq, a predicted model, not a curated record
ACGUUUUUCCGGAUGUGCAUCCUUGUUCCUAAAGUGAUAGUUGACGCUAACACCGCUGACUUAAAUCCUGUGUGAGUUGUAUCAGCGUGGUUUACGGAGUUUAAACAGUCUUUUACAAACAUGCAAGCUAUGUUAAAUUGUAUUUAAAUCGGGUUAUCCUCUAUUUUUGCCAGUCGAGGUAGAAAGGUUGAUAUGUCCGACAUUGAGUCGGAGCCGGCGGGGCUGGAAGGCCUGCCGCCGCUCUUCAGCAUUUCCAAGGGAGAAGUGGUCUCCGUGCAGACGUACGGAGCUUUUGUCCGCCUGCCAGGCUACAAGAAGGAAGGUCUGGUACACGUGAGUGAGAUGUCAGCCACGCGCGUCGAGAGCGCUGCAGAAGUAGUCGACGUGGGAGAGAAAGUGUGGAUCAAAGUCAUCGGGAGAGAGAAAAACGGCGAGAAGAUCAAGCUGUCCUUCUCCAUGAAAGCCGUCAAUCAGGGCACAGGCCGAGACUUGGACCCCAACAACGUUAUGGCAGAGCAGGAUGCCCGGCGGCGGAGGCAGUUCCGAGACCACACGGGCAACAGGAUCACGCUUGAGGCCGUUCUCAACACUACCUGCACUAAAUGUGGCUGCAAAGGCCACUUCACAAAAGACUGCUACUCUGCACCCGGUUUGCAGUACGCUCUUGUGCCAGAAGAGGGCGACGAAGAAACACAGCAGCAGCAACAGCAGCAGACAUCUGCAGCGGCACCUCAGAAAGAUAAAGACAAAAAGAAGAAGAAAAAGAAGGAGAAGAAGAUGAAGAAGAAGAGGAAGCGCGAGAGGAAAGCGUCGGACAGUGACGAGAGCAGCAGCGACAGCGGCGAGUGCAAACCCAAGAGGAGAUGUCACGAGCGUGACGACGACAACAAGCACAAGAAGAAACACAAGAAACACAAGUCGCACAAGCACAGCUAAGAUGCACGCUCAUUUGCAAAAUGGCCGCCACAGCGGUGAGGACUCAUUUUCCCUUCAACUUUGGAUUUUUCUCAGAUUUUCCUCUUUUUCUCUUUGUUGAAAGAGUACUUCUGGUUUCAGUCACUGGAACUUCAACUUGGACUAAAGCCAAUAGCACCCAUUACAUUUUCAUCCAAAGUUCUGGUAACUUUUGGUCCUGGUACCUUUUAGAUCCAUGGACUCCAAGGUCUCCAGACCUAAGAUCUGUUUAUGUUCUGCUUUUAGUUUUGAGUACUUUUAGUUCCCGAGGCUAACACUAAAAGUGCACAAUUUCCUGUUUUGAAUUCUAAUCUUAAUUUUUUUAUCGCACUUUUUUUGUUAUUUUGCAGCUCCUUUUUGUUAUCUGGUGACAUGUAAGUGGAUAUGUGUAAGCAAUAUGCCCCCCCCCCCCCCCCACGAGUAGAAAUCCUCAUCUAGUUUCACAUGUCUCUAUUUUCUGAAAAACGCACACACACACACACUCGCACACAGGAAGCAGUAAAGGUGCAAACAGGAAGUGUAGUGUGCCUGAUAGUGACACUUCCUCCGUGUUUUGACUCAGGGUUCUUUUGAAAUUCAACCAUUUGAAGGUUACUCUUGGGCAAUAGGACUAUUUAAAAAAAAAAAAAAGAAAAAGGACGAUCCUCCUUCCAGUGUCACUAAGAAUUCCUUUUUUAUAGGCGUGAUUGAUGAUUUCCAGAUGUUGCGCAGUGUGUUUGGCAAGCUGCGAUUCAGGAUUGCUCGACCGUGGGUUGAAAAAAGGCCCGUCGGAACAUGUAAUGAAGGAUUAUGUGCAGCCAUGUCGGUUUUCAUAAUCGGUGCAAAAAGACAUCAGAGAAGAGGGGAAAAAAAGUCAUUAGCAUACACUCAAAAAAUUCUAAGCAUCCGCUUGCCAGAAAUGGAAGAAAACAACAUCACAUAUAUCAUUUUUUUGGCUCUUGUGUUUGUUAGCAUGUAAGCGGGUUGGCCUGUGCUCCUUACAAGCAGGAAGUCUAAUUCCCACAAUGUCAAUUACGAAUGAACAAUGUGUGCGUGUAUUGAUGUGCAAAAAGGAUGUGACAACCCCUCAGUUGUUCGUCACGUAGGAUAUUUUAAUUCUACAGAGUUGGCUGUCCCCCAACAAAAGACUGCUGCAUGUAUUUAUAACUGAUAGCAUCCAUAGCAUGCGAUGUUUACAGACAUGUAAUAACAAUAAUGGGGGGGGGGGUGUAUGGUGUGUCAUUGUGGGCACAAUAAAGUGUGACAAAGUGCUUCCCGCUUCUGCAUGUGAAUUGGUGAACCCUAACCCUCCAUACUAGGAGGGCAGAAGGUAGAAGUUGCACAAGUGGCUUUAAUUUCUGUUUUUUUUCACAUUUACUUGAUGUGAAAAAUACAUGUGGCCUAUAUUUGCUUUCUAAUUUUCAAAUAUUUUCUUCUACUUUUGUGGGAGCAUUUUUAUAUAUAUUUUUUUUAGUCUAUGUUUUGUUAUUCCUGGUGCUGUCCAGUAGGUGUAGAAGGUGAGGCGCCAUCCAGGUCUUUAAAGACCUUGGAUCUAGUUGGCGACCUGUAAUAAUCACAUGCUGCCUCUGUUGCACAUAAAAGCACCUGGAAUUGUUCCUUUCACCUUGCCAGGACAUACACACACACACACACACGCAGUAGAGGACGCAUAGGAGCUGCCCGAUGUUUAUUUAUAGAAUGGAAAGUUUGAUCACACUUUUUGAAUCACUUCAGAGGCGUCGGCCAAAUUCCAUUCCGGGCUUGUGUUUGCCAACGCUGGCCUCGUCUUUUUCUAUGCACAUGUCUAUGCUAUCCGGUAUAAAAACAAAAACAUAUAGCUAAAUUUUGCAUUCGUAAAACAAAUUUUUGUUUUGAAUAUAUAUAUUUUUUUAAUUAUAUUUGAGAUUUUUAUUCAGAAAAUUUUGCAUUCGUAAAACAAAUUUUUGUUUUGAAUAACAUAUUUUUUUAAAUAAAAUUUGACAUUUUUAUUCAGAAAAUUCCAUGGAGCUUUAAAUUUUUCUGUGGGCAGUUUGCGACAGUAAUUUUGGAGACAUUAAAAAAAAAAAUCACAAUUUUCACAUGUUUCGCCUCAGAUGGUAUAUUUUUUAAUUAUAUCCGUUAUUUUCAGUUGAAAACAUUUGUAGGUUUGAAAAUGGAUUUCAUGCAUCUCAACUGCAGACAAAACAAAAAAACAACAAAAAAGAAGCAUAUUCCAAAAAAAAUCAAUAAAAUUUCAUUGAGAUAUUUUCAGUGUUUUUAACAGUAGAGGUGGACGGCAGAGCGGGACGGGUCCACAGAUGGCGUAAUACUGACACUCCGCUAUACGAAGGAAAGGUGAGUUGCCACACAUGGGUUUUGGGGCUGUGUGGAUGCAAGGAUGUUUUUUGGCGAGUGCGUGGAAGGUCUUCAUUCCGCCCGCUCGUAGGCGCGCGUGCUGACCACGUCUCCCAAAGUCAGCGUCUGUUUCCAAAACAGAAAGAGGACCUUUCAGAAAACCAAAUAGCACUUAGCGGGUUUUUGCUUUUGAGGGGCGACGGACCAGCGUGAGGGCGUUGUCGUUGACUUCUCGCACCAGACUGGUCUCCUUGCCAUCCCACCGCUGGAUGUGCACCAUCUUGCCGUUUUCUAUUGUCACCAGUGACUGCACAAAAGGCAGGGAGGGGCAAAAAAAACGCUCAUGAAAAUCAGACAAGUGAUUUUUUUUUGCAUAAUUCCGCAUGACGGUUACGCAGGCACAUUCAUUUGACGUUAUUGUAAUUUGCCUCCAAUUAAAGUUUGACUAUCAAAUUGAAAAUUCAUUUCCAUGGCAAUCCUAAAAACAUUUGUAAAUAUUGCAUUCAGUCAGACCCACCUUGACGUUCCUGCUGUCGGCAGUGGUCUCGUCGAACUCCUCCCCCAGCUUGAAGGAGAGUUCAGUGUUCUUGACGCUGCUCCGCGUCUUGACCGUCACCGUGUCGCCCUCCACCGCAAUGAUGGUGGUGGGCUUGGUCAUGUUGCCCAAUUUGCGGACGGGGAAGCUCACGCCUGUGGAACCAACAUUGCGGUUAGGCGGCAUGGGAAAAUUGAUAGUGUUGUGACUGUCACUCGUGGGGUGAUGUGUCCUUUGUCUGCAGCCUGUUAGGCGGGAUUACGGAUCACUUCUGCACACGCGUGCACCUGAACAUGCCACUCCGUGACUCAUGGAGCCUUUUGUGUGUAAGGCUGCCGAUUGCCUUAGCGACGGGGUCAGACGGGUCAAUUGUAAAAGGGCCCUCAGGUCACAGCUUGUAAAUAUCUUGACACCCCACCCCCAACACACAACACGCACAUGUACAAACGUCUUGCAUAGGCGUACCUAAUCUAGUGUCCAGUGAGGUCCUAUUUGGAAUCACAUGUUGCAUUCUUUCUAAGCAGUAUUUGAAAGUGCAAGCCCUCCUACAUUUACCAACAAUGGCCACCUUUCACAUGGAAGUGUGUGACCGGUUCCUCAGUUCUCCCACAGUGGUAGUGGGGGUGGGGGUAGGGGGGCAUUCAGGGCCCAGCCCCACCACACUCAGGCCAUGUGCUCGCUUACUCACCUCCCCUCCUCUUCUUCCUCAGUCUUUUCCACCCUUAUGCUACAUUCUACAUCUUGUUUGUCCCUUGAAUUAAUGCGCACACACACAUAUACACACACACACACUCACACACACACUGGCGGGCAGCAUGUGCUCACACACACACACGCCGCACCCCAAAAAACAGACUCACCCAGCAGUUUCAUGUAUUCGUCAAAAUUCUCGCUGUUUUUCAGGUUCCAUGUGCCCACGAAUGCCUCGGCCAUGAUGUCUGCGGAAAGCUGGAGGAAUGAGGGGAGAGUGUGUGUGAGUGUGAGAGAGAGAAGAAAA